Molecule: messenger RNA, 6693 nt
Organism: Chaetura pelagica (chimney swift)
Lineage: Eukaryota; Metazoa; Chordata; Aves; Apodiformes; Apodidae
Product: lipoxygenase homology domain-containing protein 1-like
Exons: 51
Coding region: 1-6693 (2230 amino acids)
Molecular function (GO): protein binding
Source: RefSeq, a predicted model, not a curated record
AUGAUCAAAGGACUGGAAGACCUGCCAUAUGAAGAGAAGGUUAAUACUAGAAACGUGGGACAUCUCUACAAAAUCCGCGUAGGACAUACAAAUACAGGAAUGUCUCCUGCCUGGCACUGCGAAGAGGUGCAGUUGCUGGACCUUUUCUCAGGGGAGCAGUUUGAUUUCCCUGCACAUCGAUGGCUGACCUGGGACCAGGCUGGUGGGGAAAUAUCUAUGGAGCUUCCUGUUAUAAAGCAGGGUCAGCCUAUUCUUCCAGUGACCAUUUAUGAAGUGCAUGUGACAACAGGAGAACUCUGGAAUGCUGGGACUGAGGCUGAUGUCUAUAUUUCUGUCUACGGACAAAGAGGUGAUACAGGAUCAAGACUGCUCAGGUCACAGAAAUCCAAGAAAUUUUUAAAAGGACAAACUGACAUCUUUGCUGUUGAAGCUGUGCACCUCGGACAGUUGUACAAGAUCGUUAUAGGACACAAUGGUCUUGGAUCAGGAAAUGGCUGGUUUCUGGAUAAAGUUGUAAUCAAGGAUCCUGUAACAGAUUUGGAUUAUACCUUUCUUUGUCACAGGUGGCUGGACAAGGGGCAGGAUGAUGGCAAUAUUGCUAGAGAACUGACUGUGACAGAUGCCAGCACAUUUCCAGGAAGGCAGGAGCUGGAACUCAAGAGAGGGGAAACUAGAAAAGAAAAGACUUGCUGUGAACUCCGUGUUCAUCCUCAACCAAAUGGCUGUGCCAUUCUUGAGUCAGCCAGGAGUCCAGGUCACGUUGUUACCUUCAAUCUUCAAGGCAAAGUCGCUGAUGAAACAACAGGAUAUGCUGGACUUACCAAAGAAUUUGUUGUGCAUGUCAAGGGUGUAUUUCACCAUGGUGCCAUCAUUCUGCUCAACACAAGUCUCUGCCAGGCUCUGUCCUGUCUACCUGAUGGGAGUUGCAGCGGAGCAGGUCAGCAGGGGCAGGACUCCUACUGGAAGGUGCAUAAAAUUGGCUCUGGAGUCUGCAUGUUUGAAAGUGUGAGAAACCCAAGAAUGUAUCUGAAGAUUAAAGAUGACCAGUGUAAUGGAACAGGCACAGGUGAUGAAUAUUGUCACUUUAAAAUUGAGAAGAAUUUGGAAACUGGAUCUGUAAGUCUAGAAUCAGUGCGAAAUCAAGGAAUAUAUGUUGGUCUCCUGCCAGAUGGCCAGACUAAGCCAGUAAUUAACACCGAAGAAAGAAAUAUUUUUUUCUACCCACAGGUCAUAAAAUAUGGCCGGGAAGAGCCUAUGGGAACAUCUGCAGCACCCAAUCAAGAGAAGAAAGACUUCAGAGAAUCUCAACUCCAACCAGCAAAAGCCCAGAAGCCAGUAUCUGAAAACCUUUCAACUUUUCUACCCUCAAAGGAAAUGAGAAAUCCCCAAGGUGGUGAGUGUCCCCUUCCUUCAGAUGAUGAAUGGAAAGUGUCAAUGGUGACAGGAAAUGGAGGAAGUGAAGCAAAUGCCAUUCUCUGGAUAUAUGGAGACGGAGGAGUAGCUGGACCAAUAACUCUUGGCAAGGACAACAGAAAGCAGCCAUCUCUUCCCAGGCAGGAGAAUGAAUUUCAGGUUAAAAUAAAAAGCAUUGGGAAUAUCUACAAGAUAAGAAUUGAACUGGUUGAAUUACUGAAUGAAGAAUCUGAGUGGAACUUACAAAGGGUGACACUGCAAAAUCUGAAGAGCCAGGAAACACUGAAUUUUCCAGCAAACACAUGGUUAUCAAAGAAUCAUGAUGACAGAGACUUUCUCUGUGAACUUCCAGUAGUGGAAGCUGGAAAACCUAUCUAUCCAAUUAUUUUAUACCAUGUUUAUGUCUACACUGGUGACAUGAAGCAAGCUGGUACAGAUUCUGAGGUUUAUCUAUGUAUCUAUGGAACAAGAGGAGAUUCUGGUCUAAGACAUCUGCAUAAAUUUGGUAUACCAGUGACAUUUCAGAGAGGAAUGGUCAAUGCUUUUGAAAUGGAAGCUGUAUCCCUUGGAAAACUGCAGAAGGUGCUGUUGCGCUGUGAGGCUAAAGACAAAUCCCAGUAUUGGUACUGUGAAAAAGUCAUUGUCAGAGAAGCUCAGAGCAACUCGGAGUAUGUUUUCAGUUGUGAAAGGUGGCUUCCAUUUAUGUCCCAAGGUGUAAUUCAUUCAGAAAUUGAGCUGUACCCACAAGAACUUCACAUAAAUCAAAACUUGAAAAUGCAAGAAGAAGCAAACGAAGGAGACUGGAAGAUUACUGUUGUCACUGGGGAUUCUGAAACAGCUGGCACGACAGCAAUGGUGUCCCUUUACGCUUAUGGAGAAAACAAAGCUUCUGGUCCUAUUAUUUUGGGAUCUGGGAAACACCAGCUGUUUAAUCCCAGCAGUGAAGAUUCAUUUAAGGUUAAUCUCAGAGAUCUUGGGCAUCUGUAUAAAAUCCGCAUUGGCCACGACAACACUGGAAAUGAUCCCAGUUGGUACCUGAAGGAAGUCAGACUUGAAAGAGUAGUUCCUCUUUCUGAUGAGAAGAUUUGUCUCCCCAUAGAGUGCUGGCUUGCAGAAGACAAGGAUGAAGGCGAUACAUGGAGAGAAGUGGCAAUAAGAAACCCUGCAAAGGAGCUGUUGCCAUUGUUGGUGUACGAGGUCCAUGUGUACACGGGUGCUAAACUUGGUGCUGAAACAGAUUCUAAUGUUUAUAUAAACCUCAUUGGGACAAGAGGAGAUGCUGGUAAAAGGAAGCUCCACAGAUCUGAGAAUAAUAAUGUAAAAUUUCGACAUGGACAGGUGGAUAUUUUCUGUAUAAAGGCUGUCUCUCUGGGAGACUUGGAGAAAGUUCUGAUUAGCCAUGAUGGAGCUGGUCCAGGCAAUGGAUGGUUCCUGGAUAAGAUUGUGAUCAAACAUAAAGAAGGAAGGGAGGCUCGGGAGGUUAUAUUUCCUUGUAACAGAUGGUUAGAUGAGUAUCAAGAUGAUGGGAAGACUGAGAGGGAGCUAACUGCAGAUAAUGAUGGCAAUUCAAAGAAGACAUUCCUUAAAGGAAAAAAGUGGAGGGUGCAGGUUAAAACAGAUGGAGAUUCCCCAGAGCCACGGGAGUGUAAAAGGACCCUUGUGAUUUAUGGCUCAAAGGGCAAAAGUGAUGAGCUUCUGCUUUCUCCACAAACCCCAGGAUAUGUGUGCUUUCUACCCAAAGCAACAGAUGAAUUCAUUGUUGAGACUGGAGAUCUGGGAGAUGUAUACAAGAUUCGGGUCAGCUGUGAUGAUGUGCCAGGCUUUGAGGGUUGGCAUUUGAAGUCUUUUCACUUAGAAGAGCUACAUACAAAACAAGAAUUGAACUUUGACUGUAAGUGCUGGCUCUCUCUUAACAGAGAAGGCACAGAGCUGGUGAAAGAAUUCCCUGCAGUCAGUGAGGACCAGGAAACUUUGCCAGUCUAUAAGUAUGUUGUCUCUGUACAUAUCGGUGACCGCUGGGGAGCAGAAACAUUUGCCAAUGUUUGUAUCACUCUCUAUGGCAAAAGAGGGGACACAGGUGUAGAUUCAUUUUUGGUGGAAGCUGUUUCUCUGAGUCAUUUAGAAAAAGUGGUUAUAGAACACGAUGGAGAAGGCUAUGGAGCUGGGAUGUACCUCAAGAUGGUAACAGUCAAAGAAUCACAAGACUCAGACAAAGAAUGGGUCUUCCCAUUGUGGAACUGGCUUGAUACUCACCUGGGGUUAUGUGAGACCGUUUGUGAGAUUGGGACAGUUGGCAGAAGACUGAUUUAUAGUCCUGAACUGCCUAAAAUCAACAUGAAGUCAUCAGGUCUCUGGAUAAUGGACAUCACUGGAUCUGACAUGAGCACAGAAGAGGAUCCAAUAUGCCUUUCUUUUACCUUCUACGGCAACAUGAGUCGCAAAAAGUUGCCAGUUCAAGUUACAGGAAAAGCAACUCAGAUCAAAGAUGAACUGGCAGAUAUUGGCUCAAUAUACAAAGUUCAGGUGACUGGCCCACGUAGCGAGCUGAAACAGCCUUGGCACUUAGAUUUACUGCAUAUGAAGCACACAGGCACAAAGGAAGAGAUGUAUUUAGCUUUCGACUGCUGGUUCAACCCUAAUGAAGACAAAUGUGUGGAACUGCCAGCUCUUUAUGCAGAUCAGGAGCCUUUGCCUGUUGUGGAAUACACAAUCCAGAUGCACACAGGAGACUUGAAGAAAGCAGAUGUCACUGGUGAGGCCUAUCUUUGUGUACAAGGAGAGAAGAGCGACUCAGGGAAACGAUGGCUUAACUCGAGGAACAGCCUGGUCACUUUUGCUAGAGGGCAGAUAGGAGUUAUAUAUCUUGAAGAUAAUACCUUAGAGAAAUGUGGACAGCAAGACUGCUUGCUACAACGGGUGGGUGUUUUCAAAAUCAAAGCAGUAUACCUUGGCAAGUUGAACGAAGUUCUUGUUGGAUUUAAGAGUAUAAAAAAAGAUGAGUGGUUCUUAGAAAAAAUUGUUGUAAAAGAAGUCCUCUACCCUUUUUCUGAAUAUGUGUUUGUUCACAACGACUGGAUCAAUAAACGCUCCAAGAAAGAUUUUGUAGAAGUGGCAAUUCCGCUCAAAGAAACAUCUGUGACAUCUCUUCUCACAAAAAAUGUUGAUACUAAAAGCAGAGGACGAUGGCAAACAUGGGUGCAUUGUACACAAGUACCUGAAGAUGUUCCUGAUAUUCAGGUUGUUGUAUUUGGAAGAAAAGGGAAAUCUCCUGCACAGAAAAUUCAGAAUCUGAAUGAUAAUCCAUUUUUGUUGAUUGUUGGUGAUAUUGGAGAUAUAACAAAAGUUUCCUUUGUGUUAUCUGGUCCAUGCUUAGGAAGAGGAAUUAAGCUUCAUAAGCUUCGGCUACAAGAUAUGGACACUAAACAAGAGCUGGGCUUUCACACUGAAGCCCAAUGUCUGUUUGGAGAAGACGGAUCUGAGACUGUAACAGAGCUAGCAGCAGUCAAGCCAGACAAGCCACCCCUCAGGGAAGUUCUUUACUUGAUCAACGUUCAUACGGGAUCAUUGCCUGCAUCGGGGACUGAUGCGGAUGUUUUUAUCACAGUGUUUGGAGACCAGGGAGAUUCCUGCAAAAGGAGACUAAGACAAUCACAUUUUGAAAGAGGACAGGUUUCUAUCUCUGAAUUGAGAGCAGUAGAUCUUGGACAGUUAAGCAAAGUGCUUGUUGAGCACCAUAAUGUGGGUUAUGGAGCUGGAUGGUACCUGGACAAAAUUGUCAUCCAUGAAUCAGGCAACAAUGAUGGCCAAUAUGCAUUUCUUUGCCAGCAAUGGUUAGACAGUGGAGUUGGUGAUGCACAGACAGAACGGAUGUUGAAACUUCUUGGAAAAGUCAAGAAUGAGACAUUGACAGGAAAGAUUUGUGGGACUUGGGCUGUCCUUGUCACCACUAGUGAUAUUUCUUCUAGUUCCAUUAAUCCAAAAAUGUCUCUAACUGUAUGUGGUGAAAAAGGUACCUGUACUUCAGUCAUAUUGCCAAAAGGAUCACUUAAAAAAAAGCAGAUUUAUGAGACUUCAAUUGAACUAAGUAAGAAAUUCAAUACUAUAUUCAAAGUUCGCCUAGAAAUUGAAGAAGCUGGAGAAGGAGAGACUUGGUAUUGCCGUGAGGUAAAGCUUCAACACAGAGAAAGUAAAAAUCUUCUAGAAUUUCCAUUUUGCCACAACUUUGCAGAUGAAGAAGGAGGAAGAGUGGCUGAGCUUCCAGUUCUCACAGCUGGCUCUCCUUUUCCAGCAGUGAAAAACUAUGUUCUCUAUAUCACUACGGGAGCAUCCCCUGGGUCUGGAACAGAUGCAGAUGUGCAUGUCAUGCUCCAAGGCCUUUUAGGAGAUACUGGCAGAAGAAAGUUAAUCAGAAAAGGCAAUGACAAUUUCACUAAAGGAAAGGUGGAUGUUUUUCAAGUGGAAGCAGUAGAUGUUGGGACUCUGCAAGGGCUGGUGGUUGAAAAAGGGAAAGGCUCUGAUUGGCUUCUGGAGAAGAUUAUUGUGAAAGACUCAGCAGCUGCAGGGACAGAAACAUUGUUUAUGGCUCAAACAUGGCUAAAAGACACCCGUGGUGGAAAAAGAUCUGCCUCAUCAUUUCUGGUUAUCGUGGAUGCUGUUGAAUUGGGAGAACUGGACAAAGUUGUUCUUUUGAUCAGCAGUAAAACAGACUGCAAACUGGACAUUAAAAAAUUGCAUUUGAAAGAAGCUGUAAAGGAGCAUCCUGUCUAUGUAUUUGAAGUGAAUGAGGCAUUUUUUGUGGAUGCAAAGAAACCAGAAAUACAGAGAGAAAUCCCAGUAUCUUUUGUUAUUAGAGGAGACGAACAAAAGAAUGAUACAGAUAACAACUUACAUAAAGAAGGAAGUCAAGAAAGAAAUCUGACAGAGUAUACUAUUAAAGUGUACACAGGUGACAAAAGGGGAGCAGGGACUGAUGCAAAUGUGCAUAUUAUUUUAUUUGGCACUGAUGACAAAUCUGAGGUAAUUCAGCUCUCUCAGCCACUGGAGCACCACGACCCCUUUGAAAGAGGAAAAGUUGAUACAUUCAAGAUUAAGACAAAAAGAUUAGAAGGCCUACAUUCAAUUGAAAUUGGUCACGAUGGGAAAGGAUUUGCAAGUGGCUGGUUUCUGGAAAAAGUAGAAAUCACAGAUGCAUCUCAGAAUUCAUUGUAUUGCUUCAAUUGUAACAGGUGGCUUGCUGAGGAUGAAAAUGAUGGACGCACUGUAGUGCAACUUUAUCUAUAG